AUGUUACAUGUAACAAACAAAAAUGAAACCAUAAAAUGUUCAGAUAAAGAGCCCCUCGUGAUGAGAAGUUACAGUGGACAGAAAACUGUGUCAAUUAUCUAUGAUCUUCAAAGAGAUCAUAACCCAUCGUUCAAACAAAAACGUCAGAGUUUUAAUAAUAUCACAAUUGUCCCAGUUGAAGAACGACAGAGACGUUUAUCGUUUCGAAGAGACAAUCAAAUUUCACUGGAAUCAAUUCAGCAUGAAAUUAACCUGUCAAAGAAAACGCAUUCAUUUUGCUUGAAUCUACCAGUCACUACAAUAGACAGUCGAAGAGUUGUGAGCAAACUUUCCGACAAUACUGUUUAUUACAGACCAAUGAGAAGCUGCAAUUUGAGUUAUGGAUUCAUUUUGUCUGAGGAGACUUCAAAUAAUGGAGACGAUGUUUCUAGUAAAUCCAGAAAACCUCGUUCAUCUGCUUCUUCAAGUUCAUCAGUAUCGAUAUUAGGAUCCGUGCCAGCUUCAACAUCAUCAUCAGCGUCAUUUAAUCAAAGAAAACAUGUAGUAAAAGAAUUAGUGAAAACACAAGUAGACUUUGUAUCAGAUAUGAAAAAUGUCUUGACUGCAUUUGAUUCUGUUGGUUUAACGGUUACUGAAUCCAAUCGAUAUUCAUUGUUGGGAAAUUUGGAUCAAUUGGUACGUGUUUCUGAUGAUAUUUCAACGGAGUUACAAAAAGAAAUAUCUACAUAUAGUGAUGACCAAGUUGGUAAUGCAUGUAUCGCUACAUGUAUAAAUUCGUUCAGAUUAUCUAUAAAUGAAGCAUUGAAGACGUAUAUCUUAAAUUUUUCAGUAGAUGCUUCAACAAAGAAUACAGAAAUUCAAACAUUUUCCGUGCUUGGUUUCAAAAAUCUUCAAAGCGAACGUCCAAAUAUAUUGACUUUAAAUGAUGAAUUAAUUAAACCAGUUCAAAGAUUAGUUAAGUUAAAACAACUGUUUGAAUUAUUGAAAGAUGUAACACCGAUAAAUCAUCCAGAUUGUUUGGCAACUACGCAGAUGUUCAAUAACUUUGAUCAAUUAGCCUAUGAGGUGAAUGAAGUCAAACGAUGGAAAGAGAUUUGUGCCAGUGUUUCUGAAGAAACGCGAAAAUAUUCCCUAUUUCAAUUAGUUGACAAGAGCACUAAAAGAAUAAUAGCAAAGGCUGCACGUAGCUCAGGCUCAGAAGCUACUCGUAAAAUUCAGCAAAGGUUUCUAACAGAACGAGAAGCCAUAAAUCACAUCGAGAAAUCAUGUGCAUUAUUACAGAGUGCUGUUGAGUCUCGAUGUAAGAAAACUCGGAGAUUUAUAUUGGCACAGAAAGACUUUAUCUUUUUUCUGAAAAAAGUAUUUUUACAACGAAACACAAUUAAACUUCAUUCUGAUAUACCAACAACUAAUUGUUCAUCAAAUGAAUUACCUAUCGAUUUAAUAAUAAAUUGUGAAAUUGCAUUUGAUACAUUAAUUCAUUAUAUGAAUGAUAUAUAUUUGAGAAAAAUGUCAUCUAGUGUAGUUAAUCGUUUAAAUGAAUUGAAAAAAUUAAUAAAUCUUUCAAAGCGUCUUUUGGAUAAAUACGAUAAUACAGAAUUGAACAUUGUUUUAAUGGAGGCUUCAAUGAAAAACCAUAAAAAUGUUCAAGCUGUUGUUAAUAUGCAAUUACAAAGAGAAGACAAUAUACGAAAUCUGUCUACUUUACAGUUUGGACUACAACAUAUCCUACCUUCAUUGGUAAAAAGUGCAAAUAACAUUUUAUUAUCAGCUAGUCAAUACGCUUUUAUACUUCAAUCAAAUCUUAUGCAAGAAGCUGAAAAUUUAGUUCACAAGUGUAUUAACGAUACUGAAAAAGACAAUAUAUCUAUACAACCUGGAUGUAAUAUACCUCCUGCAGAACUUAUUAUUCGUCUAGAUAAAUUAAAAUCUCUUCUCUACGAAAAAAAACGCUGUCGAACUCAUAGAAUAUAUGAAGUACCUAGUGUAUUUAAAUGGGAAGAAGAAUCAACGUGUAGUGACAAGAAUAAUUUACCUCAUCAGGAAUCUCCUGUAAUGUCAGUUAGCAGUCAUCUAUCAAAUUCAGAUAUAGAUAUCCAACCCUGUCAAACAAUUUCAACUAGAAGUGUUAUUAAAAAUUCCUUAUCACCAUAUCCGGAAAUGAAAAUUAUUUAUCGUGAGUCUGAUUACCAACAGGAGAAAAAACUGUGCAGGAUUUCUUCAGGUGAUGACAUUAGAUAUAUAAGUGUGAGAGAACAACCUUCAACUUCAAAACUCUGUAUGAAUGAUGAUUUUCCCGAUAAACCAACUCACAGAAUUACUCAUGACUUUUCGUCUAAAAACAAAAAUGUUCUAAUAUUUUCCAAAGGUCAGUUAGUGACAAUCAUAAGAUCUUAUGGUCAAAAUGGGAAUACUAAUUGGAGUUUGGUCAAAUUUCAUCCAUAUGGUGAAAUUAAAUUCGUACCAACUAACUAUCUCGAAGCAAUAUGA
This is a messenger RNA of Schistosoma mattheei, 2490 nucleotides long. NCBI's taxonomy places the organism in Eukaryota, Metazoa, Platyhelminthes, Trematoda, Strigeidida, Schistosomatidae. The record is from the annotation of a GenBank genome assembly.